Molecule: messenger RNA, 1575 nt
Organism: Oldenlandia corymbosa var. corymbosa
Lineage: Eukaryota; Viridiplantae; Streptophyta; Magnoliopsida; Gentianales; Rubiaceae
Source: the annotation of a GenBank genome assembly
AUUGGGCAAUCCAUUUCUGUAACAUCUCAAUCAAAUUAACAUGGCUAGAGAAGAUCAAAGCUUACAUGUGAUCAUGUUUCCAUGGUUAGCCUUUGGUCACCUGAUCCCAUUUCUUGAACUCUCCAAAUUCAUAGCUCAAAAGGGUCACAAAGUCACAUUUAUCUCCACUCCCAAAAACAUUGCCCGCUUACCAAAAAUCCUUUCAACUCUGUCUUCUUCCAUCAUCUUUUUAAGCCUCUCACUCCCUAGAAUUGAAGGCCUCCCCGAAAAUAUAGAGGCCACCGUUGACCUUGGAACUCAUGACGCCUCUCUUCUUAAGAAAGCUUAUGAUGGGCUGGAGACAGAGUUGACUCUGUUUUUACAGAAUUCUCUUCCUGAUUGGAUCCUCUACGACUUUGCUCCCUUUUGGUUGCCUCCAAUUGCUACCAAACUCGGAAUUUCCAAGUCCUUUUUUUCCAUUUACCCAGCUUCUUCUCUGGCAUUUUCGGGUCCUUCCAAUAUGGUAAUCCACGGAACUGACCCGAGAACUAAAGCAGAGGAUUUCACCGUACCACCGCCAUGGAUUCCGUUUGACAGUAAACUGGCGUUUAAGGUCCACGAGAGUAAGUGGAUCUUCAACGCCGGUCACGUUGACCGGUCCGGCGUGUCGGAUGCGCAUCGGUAUGCGCACUGCACGAUGGGCGCGGAUGUUAUAUUUGUCAGGCAAUGCAAUGAGUUUGAAGGGAGAUGGAUAAAAUUGCUGGAAGAUUUACAGAAAAAGCCGGUGAUUCCGGCAGGAAUAAUGCCGCUGAGGUUGGAAGAAAACAUCUUGUGCAACAUCGACAUAAAGGAAUGGCUUGAUAAUCAAAGAAAUGGUUCGGUUUUGUACGUGGCAUUUGGGAGCGAGUUGAGAAUUACUCAAAAUCAAUUGACGGAAUUGGCACUCGGGUUGGAAUUAUCCGGUGUACCGUUUUUCUGGGUUUUAAGGAAAUCGACAGAGUCGAUGGAAUUAUUGCCGGAUGGGUUUGAGGAAAGAGUCAAAGAAAGGGGAAUUAUUUGGAGAAGUUGGGCGCCACAGUUGAGGAUAUUGAGUCAUGAAUCUGUGGGUGGUUUUUUGACACAUUGCGGAUGGAGCUCAGUGAUUGAAGGAUUAAUGUUUGGUCAUCCGCUGAUAAUGUUGCCGUUUGUGAUUGAUACGGGACUGAUUGCUAGGGUUCUCGGGGAGAAACUUGUGGGGAUGGAGGUGCGAAGGAAUGAGCGGGAUGGAUCAUUCAACAGGAACUCGGUGGCGGAGACGGUGGAGCUGGUGAUGGUGAAAAAUGAGGGGAAAAUAUAUAGAAAAAAAUCAAAAGAAGUUGGGAAAAUAUUCGGUGAUAGGGAAUUGCAAGAUAGUUACCUUCACAAGUUGGUUGACUACAUGGAGAAAAUUACCACAAGUAAGAAAAAAUAAAAAAUAUUUAUGAGACGGUUAUCUAAUAUGAAAAAAUAAUGUGGUUGGGCGAUUGCGUACCUGGCUAUGUAACAACCUUGAAUAACUAGAAACGAAAAUGCUUUAUGUACAACUGAGCUCAAUGAUAUGCAUUCAGUAUUCUCUCC